AGAGGCAGCACAGCGGCUGUGGUGGUGCAUACCGAAGCCCAAAUACAUGCCUGCAUUUCAAUUGUGUGUGGCAGCUCGUUGCAUACAGGGUUCGCUUGAGGGGGAGCUCGGAGUGUUUGGUUGAACACAGGGAUCUGACUGCUGCUUCGCUCACAACACCAGGUGGCCACGUUGCUCUGGUAAAACCUAGAUAAGAUGUCUCAUCGGAGUGGGCAAGAGGACCCAGAGCGGUACCUGUUUGUGGACCGGGCUGUGGUUUACAACCCGGCCACGCAGGCUGACUGGACGGCCAAGAAGCUGGUGUGGGUCCCAUCUGAGCGCCAUGGCUUUGAGGCGGCCAGCAUCCGGGAGGAGCGUGGCGAGGAGGUGUUGGUGGAACUGGCAGAGAACGGUAAGAAGGUGGUCAUCAACAAGGACGACAUCCAGAAGAUGAACCCGCCCAAGUUCAGCAAGGUGGAGGACAUGGCGGAGCUCACCUGCCUGAAUGAGGCGUCUGUGCUGCACAACCUGAAGGACCGCUACUACUCUGGACUCAUAUAUACAUACUCUGGCCUUUUCUGUGUGGUCAUCAACCCCUACAAGAACCUGCCCAUCUAUUCAGAGAACAUCAUAGAGAUGUACAGAGGGAAGAAGAGGCACGAGAUGCCGCCACACAUUUAUGCCAUCUCUGAGUCUGCAUACCGCUGCAUGCUUCAAGAUCGUGAGGACCAAUCAAUCCUUUGCACAGGUGAAUCUGGUGCUGGCAAGACCGAGAACACGAAGAAGGUCAUCCAGUACCUGGCCCACGUUGCCUCCUCACACAAAGGACGCAAAGACCACAACAUUCCUCCCGAAUCUCCCAAAGCAUUCAAGCUACAGGGUGAGUUGGAACGGCAGCUCCUGCAAGCCAACCCCAUCCUCGAAUCUUUUGGCAAUGCCAAGACAGUGAAAAAUGACAACUCAUCCCGCUUUGGGAAGUUUAUCAGAAUCAACUUCGAUGUCACUGGCUACAUUGUUGGGGCCAAUAUUGAAACCUAUCUUCUGGAAAAGUCAAGGGCCAUUAGACAGGCCAAAGAUGAGAGAACCUUUCACAUUUUCUACCGCCUGCUGGCAGGAGCUGGAGAGCAUCUUAGAACGGACCUGCUCCUCGAAGGCUUUAACAACUACCGUUUCCUAUCAAAUGGUAACAUUCCCAUCCCGGGCCAGCAGGACAAGGACAAUUUCCAGGAGACAAUGGACGCCAUGCACAUCAUGAGCUUCUCCCAUGAUGAGAUUGUCUGCAUGUUGAAGGUGGUCUCUGCAGUGCUACAGUUCGGCAACAUUGUCUUCAAAAAGGAGAGAAACACCGACCAAGCCUCCAUGCCUGAGAACACAGCGGCACAGAAGCUUUGCCACCUGCUCGGAAUGAAUGUUAUGGAGUUCACUCGAGCUAUCCUCACCCCGAGGAUCAAAGUGGGACGUGAUUAUGUGCAGAAGGCGCAGACCAAAGAACAGGCUGACUUUGCUGUUGAAGCUCUGGCCAAGGCAACAUAUGAGCGGCUGUUCCGCUGGCUGGUCCACCGCAUCAACAAGGCCCUGGACAGGACCAAACGACAGGGGGCGUCUUUCAUUGGCAUCCUGGAUAUCGCUGGCUUUGAGAUCUUUGAGCUGAACUCAUUUGAACAGCUGUGCAUCAACUACACUAACGAGAAGCUGCAGCAGCUCUUCAACCACACCAUGUUCAUCCUGGAGCAGGAGGAGUAUCAGAGGGAGGGAAUCGAGUGGAGCUUCAUCGACUUCGGCCUCGACCUGCAGCCCUGCAUCGACCUCAUUGAGAGACCAACUAAUCCCCCUGGUAUUCUGGCUUUGCUGGAUGAGGAGUGCUGGUUUCCCAAGGCAACAGACAAGACAUUUGUAGACAAAGUGCUGCAGGAGCAGGGCACACACACCAAGUUUCAGAAGCCACGUCAGCUGAAGGACAAAGCUGACUUCUGCAUCAUCCACUACGCAGGGAGAGUGGACUAUAAAGCCGAUGAAUGGCUUAUGAAGAACAUGGAUCCUCUGAAUGACAAUGUCGCAACGCUGCUGCACCAGUCAACCGACAAGUUUGUGGCUGAGCUUUGGAAAGAUGACAUUCAGACGUUUCAGAGAGCCUCUUUCUAUGACAAUGUGUCUGGGCUCCAUGAAGCUCCAGUUGACCGGAUUGUGGGUCUGGACCAGGUUGCAGGCAUGAAUGAGACAGCGUUUGGUGCUGCCUACAAGACCAAGAAGGGCAUGUUCCGCACCGUGGGGCAGCUGUACAAGGAGCAGUUAUCCAAACUGAUGGCCACGCUGAGGAACACCAAUCCCAACUUUGUCCGCUGUAUCAUCCCUAACCAUGAAAAAAGGGCUGGUAAACUGGACCCCCACCUGGUUCUGGACCAGUUGAGGUGUAAUGGUGUGCUGGAGGGGAUCCGUAUCUGCAGACAGGGCUUCCCCAACCGCAUCGUCUUCCAGGAAUUCAGACAGAGGUAUGAGAUCCUCACUCCAAACGCUAUUCCCAAGGGUUUCAUGGAUGGCAAGCAGGCCUGCGAGAGAAUGAUCAAAGCAUUGGAGUUGGACGGAAAUCUCUUCCGUAUCGGCCAGAGUAAGAUCUUCUUCAGGGCUGGAGUCCUGGCUCACUUAGAAGAAGAGAGGGACCUGAAGAUCACCGACAUCAUCAUUUACUUCCAGGCCGUCUGUCGAGGAUAUCUGGCACGCAAGGCCUUUGCUAAGAAGCAGCAGCAGCUCAGCGCACUAAAGGUUCUUCAGAGAAACUGUGCCGCCUACUUGAAGCUGCGUCACUGGCAGUGGUGGAGACUCUUCACUAAGGUGAAGCCCCUGCUGCAGGUGACCAGGCAGGAGGAGGAGAUGCAGGCUAAAGAUGAGGAGCUGGUCAAAGUGAAGGAGAAGCAGAUGAAGGUGGAGGGAGAGCUGGUGGAGAUGGAGAGGAAACAUCAGCAGUUAAUGGAAGAGAAGAACAUCCUAGCAGAGCAGCUGCAGGCGGAGACAGAGCUGUUUGCAGAGGCUGAGGAGAUGAGAGCUCGCCUGGCUUCCAAAAAGCAAGAGCUGGAGGAGAUUCUGCAUGACCUGGAGUCCAGACUGGAAGAGGAAGAAGAGAGGACCCAAGGCCUGCAGACCGAGAAGAAAAAGAUGCAGUCCCAUAUCCAGGAUCUGGAAGAACAGCUGGAUGAAGAAGAGGCUGCCAGACAGAAGCUGCAGCUGGAGAAAGUGACAGCUGAAGCUAAAAUGAAGAAAUACGAAGAGGACAUUUUGCUACUAGAGGACCAGAACUCUAAGUUUCACAAGGAGAAGAAGCUGUUUGAGGACAGAAUCAAUGAGGUGACUUCCAUGCUAGCUGAAGAGGAAGAGAAGGCAAAGAACCUGGGCAAGGUCAAGAACAAGCAGGAGAUGAUGAUGGUCGAUCUGGAGGAGAGACUGAAGAAAGAAGAGAAGACCCGCCAAGAGCUAGAGAAGGCUAAGAGGAAGCUGGAUGGAGAGACAUCCGACUUUCAGGACCAGAUAGGCGAGCUACAAUCCCAGAUAGAAGAGCUUAAAGGUCAGCUGGGCAAGAAAGAAGAGGAGCAGCAGAUGAUGCAGGCUAGGGGUGAAGAAGAGGUCAGCCACAAGAACAAUGCUCUGAAACAGGUCAGGGAGCUGCAGGCCCAGCUCUCUGAGCUGCAGGAGGACCUCGAGUCGGAGAAACAGGCCAGGAACAAAGCUGAGAAACUCAAGAGGGACUUGAGUGAAGAACUUGAAGCCCUCAAGACUGAACUGGAAGACACUCUCGAUACAACUGCAGCCCAGCAGGAACUUAGGACCAAGCGUGAACAGGAGGUCGCAGAGCUGAAGAAAGCCAUUGAGGAGGAGACUAAAAACCAUGAGGCUCAGAUCCAGGAGAUGCGACAGAGGCACGGCACUGCCUUGGAGGAGCUGUCUGAACAGCUCGAACAGGCCAAGAGGUUCAAGGCUAACCUGGAAAAGACCAAACAGAGCCAGGAGACUGCUAACAAGGAGCUGGCCAGCGAGGUCAAGAGUCUGCAGCAGGCGAAGACGGAGUCCGAGCACAAGAGGAAGAAGCUGGAGGCUCAGCUGCAGGAGUUCAUGGCCAGGGUCACCGAGGGAGAGAGGACCAAGGGAGAACUGGCUGACCGCUCACACAAACUGCAGACUGAGUUGGACAAUGUGUCCACCAUGCUGGAAGAUGCAGAGAGGAAAGGGAUCAAGAUGGCCAAAGACGUUGCUGGACUCGAGAGUCAGCUACAGGACACACAGGAGCUGCUCCAGGAGGAAACACGUCAAAAGCUAAAUCUCAGCAGUCGUAUUCGUCAGCUGGAAGAGGAGAAAAAUGCUCUGCAGGAGCAGCAGGAGGAGGAUGAGGAGGCACGCAAGAAUCUAGAGAAGCAGAUGUUGACCGUACAGGCUCAGCUGUCAGAGAGCAAGAAAAAGCUUGAGGAUGAUGUUGGAACAAUAGAAGGCCUGGAGGAGGUGAAGAAGAAGCUGCAGAAGGACCUGGAGCUGACCGGCCAGCGUCUGGAAGAGAAGACCAUCGCGUUUGAGAAGAUGGAGAAGACAAAGACCCGUCUGCAGCAGGAGCUGGAUGAUCUCACCGUAGACUUGGAUCACCAGAGACAGAUCGUCUCCAACCUGGAGAAGAAACAGAAGAAGUUUGACCAGAUGUUGGCUGAGGAGAAGAGUAUCUCAGCUCGUUAUGCUGAGGAGCGCGACCGUGCUGAAGCUGAGGCCAGAGAGAAGGAGACCAAAGCGCUGUCCAUGACCAGAGCUCUGGACGAGGCACUGGAGGCCAAAGAGGAGCUGGAGAGGGUCAACAAGCAGCUCCGUGCUGAAAUGGAAGAUCUGAUGAGCUCAAAGGACGACGUGGGCAAAAACGUCCACGAGCUGGAGAAGUCCAAACGUACUCUGGAGCAGCAGCUGGAGGAGAUGAAGACUCAGCUGGAGGAGCUGGAGGACGAGCUGCAGGCCACGGAGGACGCCAAGCUGCGUCUGGAGGUCAACAUGCAGGCCAUGAAGGCCCAGUAUGAGAGAGACCUCCAGGGCCGCGACGAUCAGAACGAUGAGAAGAAGAGAGCGCUGGUCAAGCAGGUGCGAGAAAUGGAGGCAGAGUUGGAGGACGAGAGGAAGCAGAGAGGUUUGGCUGUAGCUGCUAAAAAGAAGCUGGAGAUGGACUUGAAGGACAUAGAGGGUCACAUAGAAGGAGCCAACAAGGCCCGAGACGAAGCCAUCAAACAGCUGCGCAAGUUACAGGCCCAAAUGAAAGACUAUCAGAGGGAGUUGGAAGAUGCCCGAGCCUCCAGAGAUGAUAUUUUUGCCAUUUCUAAGGAAAAUGAAAAGAAACUCAAGAGUCUGGAAGCUGAGAUCGUACAGCUGCAUGAGGACUUGGCAGCAUCUGAGAGAGGUCGGCGCCACGCGGAGCAGGAACGGGACGAGCUGCAGGAUGAAAUCUCAAACAGCACCUCUGGAAAGUCUGCUCUGAUGGAUGAGAAGAGGAGGCUGGAGGCUCGUAUUGCCCAGCUGGAGGAGGAGCUGGAGGAGGAGCAGGGCAACAUGGAGCUGCUCAAUGACCGCUUCAGAAAGACAACCAUGCAGGUGGAUACUCUGACUACAGAACUGAGUGCAGAGCGCAGCACGGGCCAGAAAAGCGAAAACGCUCGUCAGCAAUUAGAACGUCAAAACAAGGAGCUCCGGGCCAAGCUGGGCGAACUGGAGGGCUCUGUGAAGAGCAGAUUCAAGGCCUCCAUCACUGCCCUGGAGGCCAAGAUAGCACAGCUGGAGGAACAGCUGGAGCAGGAGGCCAAGGAGCGAGGAGCAGCCAACAAGAUCGUGAGGAGAACCGAGAAGAAGCUAAAAGAAAUCUGCAUGCAGGUGGAAGACGAGCGUCGCCAUGCCGACCAGUUCAAAGAGCAAGUGGAAAAAGCCAACUCUCGUAUGAAGCAGCUGAAGCGUCAGCUGGAGGAGGCUGAGGAGGAGGCGACGAGGGCUAACGCAUCUCGCAGGAAACUCCAGAGGGAGCUGGAUGAUGCCACCGAGGCCAGCGAGGGUCUCAGCCGUGAGGUCCACACACUCAAGAAUCGCCUCAGGCGUGGUGGACCCAUCAGCUUCUCCUCCAGUCGCUCCGGCAGACGUCCGCUGCAGGUGGAGGGAACGACUUCCUUGGACCUGCUGUCUGACGACGAGCUGGAAAACAAGAUCACCGACAACAAUGCCAACGAGACGCCAGCUCCCCAGCCGGAGUAGAAGAGAAGAAGCCUCAACCUUUGCUCUCCCACCUUCACACCACUCAGCCACAACAGACAUAUCCAGACUCCCCCAGCUCUCAGCCCUCUGCCCACUUCAGCACUUAAAUUAUGUCCCUAACAACUUCCUGUUUGAGUAGACCGUUCUCUCCAAACCACACACAGCAAGAUCAAAACAUGGAAACCCCAUAUUCCUCCACCAGCAGUUGGACCUUCUCUUUACCUCCCCCUUCCUUAAGGUUAUAAGAAGCACUACUCUGCCUUACCCCUCCGCAUCGAGCUGCAGGGCUGUAUAGAAGCAACAUGCAUUGAGUUUGGACUCUCCCUCUAAUCCCUGCACACAUUAGAAAUCAGUAACCGUUUUCUGAUUGAGGUCUGCUCAUAGUUCAGCGGGUGCACAUGUGUCUGGAUGAUAACAAUCUCUUCUGCUGGACCAGUAUUUAGCUGUUUAAAAUGCUUCCAAAUGCGAAAACCAAUAGCACUGCAAUAUUUGAACGGAGCAGAUUAUGAUGAAAGCAAGUACCCCUCUGACUUUAUUUUAUCUUCAAUAUAAAGUAUCUCCGUCAUAGGAAUCAGUUUAGUUAUGUUAGUUGGACUGUAACUGAAUAGUAUUUUUCCAGUCCGAUGACGGGACUGUUUGCUUGCAUUUGAGUAUAGAAAUGUGACUGUAAACUGCCUUGUUGCUAAGAAGCGUUGCUCUUUGACCAGUAUUGAAUUCUCAGAUGUUUUGACAGUAGGUCUCUGUUGACUUGUAAUUAUUUAGUGUGAGCGCUAAAAGCAGCAAUCGCACUCGUGUUCUGUUGCUUUCUUCUUCUUCUUCUUCUGUGCCUUUUAUCGCUCACUUGAAACUCAAAAACCCAUUUACGCCACAUAUACUGUUCAUAUACUGAACCAUUUCAUGAAAGUAUUUUCAUAAAAUUCCAUAUAUGAUGAACUAUUAGCAAGAAAUCUGACUUUCUUUGAAAUGUACGUCUUCCUGCGGCUUUUGUGUUGCCACGAUGAUUGAUAUGUCGACCGUGCGGGACUCUUUGUAGAUGGGUGCUAUGACUUUUCUUAUGGAUAACUUUUAUACUUUUUGAGUUAUUAAGAUUUAAAAACAAUCCAAUAGACAUUGACUGUAUUUAUAUCUCUGCUAUUGUAUACAAUGCAAACUUCAUUCAUAUUUCAAAAUGCCCAGUAUUGCACAUUGAUCGACUGUACUUUUGCUCAAUAUCGUGACAUAAACAGUUUAAGAGUCAUUAGGAGUUACAGAAUGCAUUAAAGUCUAUGGAGCCCAAUUAUCUCCAAUUGUCUGUAA
Amphiprion ocellaris (clown anemonefish) is the source of this 7527-nucleotide messenger RNA. Its product is annotated as myosin-10-like. Gene Ontology annotation, molecular function: ATP binding; actin filament binding; cytoskeletal motor activity. The transcript has 43 exons. Gene Ontology annotation, cellular component: myosin complex. The coding region runs from base 196 to 6231 and encodes 2011 amino acids. NCBI's taxonomy places the organism in Eukaryota, Metazoa, Chordata, Actinopteri, Pomacentridae. The record is from RefSeq and is a predicted model, not a curated record.